AUGAGUACGAUACAAAAUAUCAAGAACUUCAUUCGGCAUGGAAAGCAGGCCCGCCUUGUCACCCCUCAUUCUGAGCCCACGACCGACGUUUCCGCCAUCCACGCAGAGCCACAACGUCAACCGAUAGGCCAAUAUUCACCUGCUCUCGAGGCUUUUGGCCCUGAAGGUCGAGCCAAUGCCAUCCAUAAACCUGACUCUCAGGUCCGGCAGGAUCGCUCCGUUGAAAUCGAACGUCUAGUGGCAGAGGAGAACAUGAACCGAUCGAAGAUGCCUAAAUACCCCGGCCUAGAGCGCUGGAUCUUGGUAGAGAAGAUGGGCGAUGGCGCAUUCAGCAAUGUCUAUCGUGCCAAGGAUUCGACAACGGAGUAUGGCGAGGUGGCCAUCAAGGUCGUCCGCAAAUUUGAAAUGAAUAGCAAUCAGCGGGCCAAUAUCCUCAAAGAAGUUCAGAUUAUGCGCAACCUUGACCACCCUAACAUCGUCAAAUUGAUCGACUUCUCCGAGUCACGUCAAUAUUACUACAUCGUCCUCGAACUCUGCCCCGGAGGUGAAUUAUUCCACCAGAUUGUCCGGUUGACCUAUUUCAGCGAGAAUCUUAGCCGCCACGUCAUUCGCCAGGUUGCGGAAGCAAUUGAAUAUCUACACGAGACAUCAGGUGUCGUUCAUCGUGACAUUAAACCGGAAAAUCUCCUGUUCUAUCCAACUCCUUACGUUCCCAGCAAGAACCCCAAACCUCGACAGCCAGGAGACGAAGACAAAGAAGAUGAGGGAGAAUUCAUCCCUGGAGUUGGUGCGGGUGGUAUUGGCAAGAUCAAGCUUGCAGACUUCGGUCUGUCCAAGGUGAUUUGGGAUAGCCAGACGAUGACCCCUUGCGGUACCGUCGGAUAUACAGCCCCAGAGAUCGUCAAGGAUGAGCGUUACUCCAAAAGUGUGGACAUGUGGGCUAUGGGUUGUGUGCUUUACACACUUCUCUGUGGUUUCCCUCCGUUCUAUGAUGAGAGCAUUCAAGUUCUUACCGAGAAAGUGGCGCGCGGCCAAUACACCUUUUUGUCUCCCUGGUGGGAUGAUAUUUCCAAGUCGGCCCAGGAUCUGAUUUCUCAUCUCCUCACCGUGGAUCCUGAAAAGCGGUUCACCAUUAAGGAGUUCCUCGCGCACCCCUGGAUACAGGGUACCGAUGAGGAGACUACCGCCGCCGCAGAUGCACCCCCUCUAGCAACACCCUACCAAACCACCGAGAAAGGCCAGCAACCACUCGACUCCUUCAACGCCGAACACGGGCCCUUCCAGCCUGCCAGUGCCCGCUUGCUCGAUCAACCAUCCCUCACAGCAGAGCGCCGCAUGGACUUCCGAUCUCCAGGCGCUUUCAACCUCCGCGAAGUCUUUGAUGUCGGCUACGCAGUGCACAGACAGGAAGAAGAAGGAAAACGUCGCGCGAACGCGCGCCAAACCAACCGCGGUGGCACAGCAGGAUUCCAGUCGGCACUCGGUGCACUCAACGAAGAUUAUGACGAUGAGCCCGAAUACAGCCACCGUCUUGGAGGCCAACCACCAGCCAAGGUGGCCAAGAGUCAAGGGGACAUGGCCGGAAUGGAAGCCAAGCUCCGAUCUACAAACCUCGGUGCCCAAAGUAGCGCCGCACAGGCACGACAACCACCUAACCAGACAAAGCCCAAACAGGGCUAUGGGAUGCAUGACGCCAAUGUUGCUAAUGCCGCAAAGACUUCUAUUCGUAAGCAUCAGCAGCCGUUUGAACUUACUCUGAACGGCUCUACAUUGCUUGAGAAGCGUGGCCGUCGUAAUCAACCAGUGGCAUAG
Molecule: messenger RNA, 1812 nt
Organism: Penicillium griseofulvum
Lineage: Eukaryota; Fungi; Ascomycota; Eurotiomycetes; Eurotiales; Aspergillaceae
Product: serine/threonine-protein kinase
Exons: 3
Coding region: 1-1812 (603 amino acids)
Biological process (GO): protein phosphorylation
Molecular function (GO): protein kinase activity; ATP binding
Source: RefSeq, a predicted model, not a curated record